Messenger RNA from Phacochoerus africanus (Common warthog), 702 nucleotides. RefSeq names its product glycine-rich cell wall structural protein 2-like. The transcript has 2 exons. Bases 1 to 702 code for a protein of 233 amino acids. The record is from RefSeq and is a predicted model, not a curated record. NCBI's taxonomy places the organism in Eukaryota, Metazoa, Chordata, Mammalia, Artiodactyla, Suidae.
AUGCCGGUUCUACUAACCAGGGAGGGGCCAGAGUGGUAUGCGAACAGAGGCUGGGUCGGCGUGACCCGGGCAGGGGGGGCGGGAGGGAUCGGAGCCUUCGGGCUGCGGCGGGCGGUGGGCGGGAGCUCCCGGCCUCCCGGGGGUCGCGGGGCGCGGCGGCAGCGGCCCGGCCACCAGGGGUUAAGCGGUGACUUCAGCCGCGGCGAGGCGGCCGAGCGGCCGGCCGGGCGGGCGGGGGCGGCGCCGCGGCGCGCAGUGCGCGGCGGCUGGACCAGGCCGCUCGGCGUCGGCGGCGGCGGCGGCAGCGGCAGCGGCAGCGGCGGCGACGGGCGCACUCCCGGCCGGGCCGUGACCUCGCGGGCGGCGCGCGGCGCGGCCAUUGGCUCGGGCGGCGGCGGCGGCGGCGGCGGCGGGCCGGGCAGCGGGCCGGGCGGCUGGGGCGCGGGGCUGGGCCGGCCCGGCCAUGGGCGCCCGCGGCCGCCGGGGCAGCUGAGGCGCGGGGCGGCUGCCGGCGCCUUUGUGAGCGGCGCGGACAACAAAGGCGCGGCCGAGUGGCUGGAGCCGGUGAGUGCGGCCCUCGGGGCGCCGGGAGCGCGGGGCGGGGCCGGGGGGCGCCGGGCUGGGGGCUCCGCGGGCUCCCGAGACGCCGCCGGGGCGUCGGUGGGGCUCCGGGUCUCUCCGGGGCCGCGGGCGUCCCUGUGA